Molecule: messenger RNA, 4521 nt
Organism: Chaetomium strumarium
Lineage: Eukaryota; Fungi; Ascomycota; Sordariomycetes; Sordariales; Chaetomiaceae
Exons: 2
Coding region: 1-4521 (1506 amino acids)
Source: RefSeq, a predicted model, not a curated record
AUGAGAGACAGCAACAGCCUCCGGUUGCGGUUGGUCGUGCGACGCCACGAACUCCCCGAGACGCGGGUCGUCUUCGCCGUGCAGCUCGACAACGACCCCACCAUCGCGAACCUGCUUGAGCAGGUCGACGACAUCAUCCCGCUGGAGAGCAAUGACUGGGGCCUGGAAGACUACGUCGUCCAGCUUCGCGACGAGAUCAAUGGCCGUGGCUUCGACUGCCUGCAUUUUCAACAGGUCUCGGCCAUUUUGAGAGAUAACGAGGAAGUCUUUAUCCGACCCCUUGACACUGGUGACCGGCGAAAACGUCGGUUGAGUGGGAGGGACCAGAUCUCGGCAGACGGCAGGCACCUUAUCGACGGGGUAGCGUUCGGCCGUCCGCGCCUCAAGACCCCAAGAGACCGACCCCCCGUUGAUAUCCCUCCUCUGAAGCGCCGGAGGAUUACCUAUGAAGCCGAAAAUGGAGUUGAAGAGGACGGCGACCAAGAACCGCAAUUCCUUCUUACCCAGCAUGGCGAAGAUGAUAGAGCCGGGCGACGUGUGCGCAUCCACCCGAGUCCCAGCAACGCUCAGAGUGACGGGUCCGAAGGCCAUGAUGAAGAUGAAGACGACGAGUUCGUGGACAAUGACGACGAUGUUGAUCAGGGUUCAGAUGCGAGCGGGCAAGAUUCCGACGUCAAUUACCCCAGCCCGACUGAGAUAGAUAACGAGCUCGAGGGUCUGCGGGAGGAUAACGAGCAUUUUAUUCUAAGACAUGGAGAGUUUACGAAUUUUGAUAGCUCAUCUCAAGCCUCGGAUAGCUCAUAUCAGCUCUCUAUACAACAAGAACCUAGUCGACCGGAAUUAAUUCCCCCAAACAAACUCCCCAGACCACUCUCAACCAAGGGCAAGACGCAGAUACUUCGAGCGGCUUUCCCGACGGUUUCGUUCAAGGCUUGCGGAGCUGCCUUGGUCCGCGGCCGCGGAGACCUCAAACUGGCCUACCGUAGCUUGCAAAGGCGGCACCAACCGGCCCUGUCCGUUGACGCAAUGCUUGGGCAAUCCGAUCGUCAUCCAGCCAAGCCCGCGGCAACGGAGGAUGCCGAAUCCGACAGCGAGGCGGAAUCGGUGGCGUCCGUUGUGAAGCACUUCGACCAACACGGCUUUCCCAGUGGCUCCAUCCUCGCCGGGACCGCCGCCGCCGAGGUGGCCGAGGCCCUGCGCAAGGCCGGUCACGCUGUGAAGCCUCCGGUUCAUACCAGAUUCGAUGAGGAUUCCGCCCCAGUCGACGCCGCGCAAGUGCCGUUGCCCGCGUCGGGGUCAGAGAACAGCGAGAGCGAUAGUGAUAGCGAUAGCGACGGCAGUCCGGAGGUAGCAUCCUCAAAGGUGCCCGAGCCAGAGGGAGGCGCCAAGCUCUCGGGGUCCGAUGGUUCGUCUAUGUCAGAAGACAGUGACAGCCAGAGCGGCAGCAGCGACGAGUCGGAGAGCGAGGGCGAGAGCGACAGUGGCAAUGACAGUGGCAGUGACAAUGAUGAUGACAGCGAUCACGGCAGUGAUGCAGGCAACGUCGGAGGUCACACUGAUGCCAGCGACGACGACAGUGGUGGUGGCGAAGGUGAUAGCAGUGAUGCCGAAUACAGUAGCAGCGAGAACUCUAACAGCAGCGUCGCUGAUAGCUCGGCCAGUGAGAAUGAGAGCGAUGCGGCAGAUUCAUCCAACGAUGACGACUCAUCGGACGACGACUCUUCCGACGAUAGCGCCGAUGAGGCGUCCAGCCAGCCCUCGGCUGAGAAGAAAGCUAUUGCCACGAUCCCUUUGAACCAGGCUGCUCAAGAGCCGGGCCCUGAAGAACCGGAAUCUCAUGCUACGAGCAACUCCACGGCAACCCCAAAGCCAGUUCCGCCGGGGCAAGGGAAGCUCGCUACGCAACGUAGGAACGCUAGGAGAAGAGCUGCACUCAAGGCGCAGAAGGCUGCGGCUAGAGGGGAAGGCUUGCCGGCACCUGACCAGACUGCUUCUCAGGAGAUAGCCAGUGUGGGAGCUCUCGGACGGGAGUCAUUCGCCGAGAAGAAAGCUGCAUUGCUUGAAAUGCUCAAUAUGCCGUCAGAGGCAUCUGCUAAACAGCCGAGCCAGGUGAACAGCAAGCAGGAUUCCCAAGAUGUUCCGGGUCAGAAAGAGGAUGCCGAAGACGAUGGGGCAGCGAAAGAUCCAGAAGCAUGGCGCGACAAGAUCAUUUACCGUGCGGUGGAAUGCUGUCACGACGACAUGGAGCUCAGUGAGCCGCCCUUCCCCUUCGUCCAGGGAUGGGAUCCGCAACAGCAAGAGUUGCGCGGGCGCAGGAACCAGCGCGGCGGGCGCUCGAAACGGAAGCAGCGUGACCAGUCACAGUUCCUUGACGAAGAAGGCCGCUCAGCUGCGAAGAGACAGAAGUACGCAGGCUACGGUACUUAUGGCAAUGAUGACAACUCGUUCUACAGCAACGGCGGCGACGCUGGGGUUGACGAUACGGAACUCAACUAUGACGACGAACCGGAGGAAUCUGCACAGCAAGCAGAGCAGGCGCCAGAAGAUGCGGAUGAGGAAGAUCUGCCACCAAUUCCAACCGAUGUGUCAGCUCUACCCACACUCGAACCCGGCAAGGCCAGGCCCGGCAUGAUCCUGACAUGGAAGCAGUGGCUGCUCUCCAAAGCCACCAACUGGCAACCUCAAGUAUCCUCCCUGACAGGCGUCGUGGUCGAUGUCUUGGAUGAUAACAGCUUAAAGCUUCGUCUUGCUAGGCGAGAUCGGAAACUAGACCGCCCCGAGAAGACCUACGAUGAGGAGGGGAACCGGGUCUAUGACAAGUUCGAGCUCCCUGGUAUGGAAGAUGAAGAAGGCGAGAGCGAGGACGAAGCCGCCGAGCAGGGAUAUCGCACGUUGGAACUCGCGGAUAUGAUUGAGCCUCGCAUCCUUCAACAGCCUCCUUCCUCGGCAGCGGAGGCCCCGGCAGCGGAGGGCGAGUCUCCGGAACCUCAACCAUCUGGUUCUGUGGAGAGGAGUACAGUGCAUGAUGCAACAGCCAAUGCUUCAGACAACAGGAGCCCCUCUGCACCGGAUCAAAUUGAAGCAGAACAGGUAAGCGAAGCAAUCGGUUCUCCAGACGCGGACAUUGAUGUCGCACACGGUGAUCAAAGCAUUGUUUCAGAGACGUCCGGUGCACAAGAACCUGCUGCUAUUUCGAUCUCGGACGACCGUCGGCACGAGAUCAGCGGGCUCAUCAAUGAUGCUGGCUUUCGAAGGGAGGUUGAUCCUUCAGUCACCAGCAAUGUCGGCUUGGACCUGAGCAGUCCGUCGCGACAACUGGAAGAAGAAACCAUCCUGGAAACCGGCGGUUUCUCCGAAGGUUCGCAAGACCAAAGCCAAGCGACUCCGAAGCCGACCUGUCAAGCGACCUCGACUUCUAACAAUGUCGACUCUCAGCCUAUCUAUCUCGAGCCGUUCCGCGGCUUUUCGGAUCCCGUCUCGGAACCUCCCGUAGCCUACCCCAAGCUGGAGCUACCGCCCUCCGAGACAGGCAGCCUUCACAGCGGUCGGCAAGUCGACCUCGACUUCAGCAUCGAACUCGGAGAGGAUACUCUUCACGAUAUUGACGACGCUGCCGGGGAGUCUCGCUCCACCUUGGGUCGGCGUAGUAGUGACGAGCAAUUACCCCCUAGGAAGAUGCCGACGAAGCAUGACAGCAGCUCGGACUCGGAGGCGGAGUCAUCCGUCAGCUCCGUUCCAUCGCUCAGUCAGAACUGGGCAUCGGCCUCAACCAAUAGAUCCCAUUCACCCAGCAAGCGCGAUAUUGAGUCCGCCAUCAAGGCCCGCAAAUCCGAGGUUGCCCCGGAUCCGGAGUACGAGGCGGAGAUGCGGCGUCCAGAAGAUGCCGACGACAUGUUUGAUGAGGAAAACAAGUUCUCACAGCUCGCUCAGGAGCUGGUCGAAAAGCCCAUCGAAAAGCGGACGCCGAAGAAGCAGCCGGCGCAGCAACAACGAAACGAAGGUCCGAAACCCUCGACUACUCCAUCUCGCAUCAAAGCGGAGCGCGCAUCCCCGCCCGCUCGGAUCAAGGCGGAACGCGCAACCUCCUCUUCUUCCAGAAAGUCGCCGUUCGUCGUCCCGGAAGGGUCCCAGGUCGUCUCGCUCCUGAGUAGCAGUCCGGAGCCAGAGCUGGAAGAGCACUAUGCCGAAGACAGCAUCGACGAGACAUGUGCGGAGCCGAGCUCAAGUUUGCCCGACGGCUCGGGCUGGGUGCAGAAGAACAAGAAGAAGGAGAAGAUGAAGAAGGAGGCGCGACCUGGGCGGGGGCUGGGCGGCGGAAGGAGGGUGCCGCCGCCGUCGUCGGCGCCCGCGGCGGUGUCUAGGCGGGCGGUCUCGCGGGAGUCUGCUGCUGCUGCUGCUAAUGGUGGUGGAGGUAAUAAGGAGAGGAGUGGGGAUGGUAUCAAGCGCUCGAUAUCCGGGUCUCCGGCGGUAAGGGAUGCCUUGCUUAAGGCGAGGAGGAAGGUGUUUGGGAAUAUUCUGUGA